AUGUAUAGAAAUAUUCUUAUUUGUUUGGUCGUUGCCUUGUUUGCAAUCGUAGCAGUGUCUGCUUCAAGUGCCACCGUCGGUGGUAAAAAGACUCUUGUAUUGAUUAACAAUCAAAACAUUAAGCAAACACACUCCAAGUUCUUUAAAUAUCUUGAUGGUAAAGGAUACCAAUUGGAAUAUAAGCGUGUCGAUGACGAAACCAUCAAAUUACAGAAAUAUGGAGACUUUAACUAUGACAAUUUGAUCAUUCUUACAAACUCUAACUCUGAUGAAUUAUCUUUGACAGGUGGAGAUUUGGUUGAAUUUGUUGAUAGUGGACGUAAUGUAUUCAUUGCUACUACCAAUCAAGUAUCAGAAUCAAUUCGUGAUGUUGCCUCUGAAUGUGGUAUUGAAAUUCAAGAUGACAACACUAUUGUCUAUGAUCAUUUCAACUUUGACAAGUCUGAAUCAACUCACAACUUAAUUGUUGCUGAUCAAUUCAUCAAGGAUUCACCAAUCAUUCUUCAAGGAGCUGACAAGAACCCAGUAUUAUUCAAGGGUAUCGGUCAUCAACUCCGUGACAAUCCAUUAAACUUUGCUGUUCUUUCAACAGCCUACACUGCAUACUCUGGCAAGCUCAAUGGACAAUCCACCAAGCUCCAAGGAAAGAUUGGUUUGGUAUCUUCAUUGCAAGCCCGUAACAAUGCCAGAUUCACCUAUUCUGGUUCUUUGGAUCUCCUCAGUAACAAGUUUUAUGAAGCAAAGAUUAAUUCUGAUUCACCAUCUGGAAACCAACAAUUUGUAGAAAAUUUAAUUUCAUGGACUUUCCAAGAUAGAGGUAUUCUCCGUACAUCUAACCGUGUUAUUACCAAGGGUAACGAGACCAACCCAUUCCAAUACACCAUCAAGGAUGUCAUUACCUACUCGAUCAAGGUUGAAGAGUUUGUCAACGGUCAAUGGGUUCCAUACGUCGACACUUUGGAGUUCCAAUUGAUCAUGUUGGAUCCAUACAUUCGUACCUUUAUCAAGGGUGACAAGGAUGGUGUCUACACCCUCACCACCAAGCUCCCAGAUCACUUUGGUGUCUACACCUUUGAAGCAUCUGUUCACCGUCCAGGCUAUGGUAACCUCGUCGACUUUACUCGUCACGGUAUUGCCCCACUCCGUCACAACGCCUAUGAAAGAUUCGUACCAGCUGCCUAUCCAUACUAUGCUGCUGCCUUUUCAAUGAUUGGUGGUGUCUUUGUAUUGAGUAUUGUAUUCUUAUUCCAUCAAGAUCCAAAGAGAAUCCUCUAA
Cavenderia fasciculata is the source of this 1275-nucleotide messenger RNA. It is a transcript of the gene wbp1, whose product is annotated as dolichyl-diphosphooligosaccharide-protein glycotransferase. The record is from RefSeq and is a predicted model, not a curated record. Lineage: Eukaryota; Evosea; Eumycetozoa; Acytosteliales; Cavenderiaceae. Bases 1 to 1275 code for a protein of 424 amino acids. Gene Ontology annotation, cellular component: oligosaccharyltransferase complex; endoplasmic reticulum membrane. The transcript is spliced from 5 exons.